This is a messenger RNA of Amyelois transitella, 3348 nucleotides long. RefSeq names its product cytochrome P450 6a2. Bases 188 to 1678 code for a protein of 496 amino acids. NCBI's taxonomy places the organism in Eukaryota, Metazoa, Arthropoda, Insecta, Lepidoptera, Pyralidae. The transcript has 2 exons. The record is from RefSeq and is a predicted model, not a curated record. Gene Ontology annotation, molecular function: heme binding; iron ion binding; monooxygenase activity.
GGCCCGUUGCUCAUUCGAGUGUGUACCGCCGACGCCGCCGCCGGCUCGCGCUGCGCCCUUCACCAACUACGUGUCCGCGUGCCUUCUUGUUUACAUACAACGCCGCGUCGGCAUGAUCGUUAUCCCCCGCAGACCAUAGUUGUGUAUCGAUAAACCGACUCAUUCCAACAGCUCAUCCGACGACAACAUGUGGUUAAUUGCAAUAUUGUUAGGAGUUAUAUUGGCCCUACUAUUUUUACUGACAUUCUUUCAUUAUACGACGAAUGGACGGAAAUAUUGGCUGCACAAAAAUGUACCUUAUAGAGAACCGUGCCCGAUAUUUGGGAAUUUUGGACCUACGUUUAUUAUGAGACGGAGUUAUGUGAACAUGUUGCAAUAUUUCUACGACAACUAUCGCGAUAAGAAGUUUGUUGGGAUUUUUCAAGCCCGUAGACCGACGUUGAUGGUGAUUGAUUUGGAUUUGUCUAAGAAUAUUAUGUCUUCAGAAUUUCAUAAUUUCAGUGACCGUGUGUCUGUAUCUACCGAUACACAAAGGGAACCGUUGCUUCGGAAUUUAGCAAAUAUGAGUGGUGCAGAAUGGAAAGCGAUGCGGCAUAUUGUAACGCCAACGUUCUCAUCAGCUAAAAUGAAAGCAAUGUUUCCGCUGAUCGCUGAUUGUGCUUUAAUGCUGAAAAAUAUACUUCUAAAUGACGUUACAGAUGAGGUAGAUGUUCCUAAACUGAUGACUAGGUACACCACCGAUGUAAUCGGCAGUUGUGCUUUUGGCUUUAAUCCGGAGUCUCUGAAAGAUCCUGACUCACCAUUUCUUAUAAUGGCUGGCAAAAUGUUUAGAGCAGAUCGCGCAACAAUAUUGAAGAGAUACUGCCGCACAUUUUUUCCAAGGUUAUUUAAAUUUUUGAAUUUGAGAACAUACUCUUCAGAUGUGGAGACAUUUUUUACGGGUAUAAUUGAACAAGUUUUAACAGAAAGACGCAAAACUGGAGCCCACAGACACGAUUUUCUCCAGCUAAUGCUCAACGUUCAGAAGUCUGAAAAUGGGUUUCCCAUGACGGACGCUCUGAUAACAUCCAAUUCAUUCAUAUUCAUGCUGGCUGGCUUGGAGACGUCAUCUACGACUUUAUCAUUUUGCUUGUAUGAGUUAGCUCGUUUGAAAGAACUUCAAGAUAAAAUUAGAAACGAAAUCAUUGAGUGUAUGGAUCGUUACGGAGGCUUGACUUAUGAAGCUGUCGGUGCCAUGAAGCUCAGUAUGCAGGCUAUUUUAGAGACGCUGCGGCUACACCCUCCGACACCACUGACAACCCGCCUAUGUACUUCGCCGUGUGUACUACCCGAAACUGAACUGAAGAUCAAAGCUAGAGAUCCAGUACUCAUCCCCAUCCACUGCAUUCAAAGAGAUGCGGAACAUUUUCCGGAUCCUGAUAAGUUUGAACCGGAUCGUUUCAAAGACGACUUAAAUCCCCCUGGAUUUAUUGCUUUCGGUUAUGGGCCGAGGAGCUGUCCGGGUGCUCGUUUUGCUCAGCUGACGACUUUGGCAGGAUUAGCUGCAAUUUUGACUGCCUUCACCGUGGAGCCCUGCGCGCGCACCACGUCUCGCAUACACUACGACCCUCGCAGUGUCAUGCUGAAGAAUAAGGGUGGAAUAUUUCUUAAAUUCACACCACUUGAUCCUGAAAAUUAAUGUGUUUCUCACAUUUCCAUUAAUCUAGAAAAUUUAUUUAACUCAUUGUAUAUUGAUGCCAUCGCCAUAUCGGAUAAUUAAUUUGUACUUAAGACUAUUUUCACGACUUUGAUAAUUUUUAAGGGAGUACUUUCAUUCGUAGAUUUAUUCUGCAUUAAGGUAAGAUAUUCUUAUAAGAAUAGAUCUUGCAAAGUUCUUAUAUGCUACAUAAUAUACAAUAUUUUUUAUAACGAAUUAAUUUUAAUUUAUGAUUUAACCAAUUUCUAAACGGGAUAUCGGCUGUAUUAUAUUUAAGUAAAAUAUUGAUAAAGGGGACAUUCAGUGCUGGCCACAAACAAAUUCAUAAAUAAUUUUGAAACAGUAAAUCGAAAUCUAAUAGAGAUUUCGAUUCAACUAACUUUACCUAUCAUUCAAAGUUGUUUGUUAUUUAUAUAUAAUCUUUAAUCUGCAAUUUUUAAAUGAUGUCUUGGUUUUCUUAAUAUAAUAUCUUCUGGUAUUUUUAUGGUGGUAUUUUUAUAGUUGACUAUAAUAUACAGUUACACCUGUACUAUUAGAUACUGUAUGGUCAGUUUGUAUCAAAAAUAUUUCGAUUUAGUGACGCCUUUUCGAAGAGUUUUGUUUUACUGUACUAAACAUGGAACUGGACCUUAAUUGUUUAUGACGUCUGUUAUCUUAUUUGGGAUAGUAUGCAUGCGCAUGCUCCGUUGUGCAUAUCUUAGCAGAUAAACAAUUUUAGUAUCAUUGUGAUAUUGAAAACGAGUAUGACUGGGCUUUAAUAAUUUGGGCUGUAAAUUAGUUUUGUUGUGUAUUGUGAUAUUAUAUAUAUUGAUACUUGUGUUAUAUUCAAAUUGUGUCAUAUAAUGGGCCCCGUCAGUCAGAGUAUCAGUCAAAAUUAUUUAGCACAUGUAUUGAAUUACUAGAUUUAUAUUAUAUUCUACCGCACCAUGAUAUAGUACACAUAGCGCUUAUUAUUAUUAUAUUGGUACUUAGAUAUAACAAUAUAUUUUUAAUAUGGUUUAUAUCUGAUACAUAUACUAUAUAAUAUCUGAUACAAACACUGAAUUAAUAUAUAUUUGAUGUUGAAAUAACUAAAGGUCCAUAGGUCAGUCAGUGUUUACAGUGUGUGUAUGUUAGUUACUUGGGUUUAACCGAUGCAGAUGCUUCUUGAUACAUUUUGGUUACAAAUCUUAGAAAAGUUCGUAUUUUCCUUGUGUCUGAUAGUAGUGUAAAUUGUACAAAUCUUACUAAUUAGCCAUAUAGUAUUUUUUUUAAAAUUUAACUUAAGUAUUGUAAAUAGUAGUAUAAUGAACCUUUAACUGUAAUUUAAAUGUGAUGAAGAUAUUCCCUAAUUAAUAUAUAGUUUUUUGUCAAACGGCUUCAUAAUAUUUAAGGCAAGGAUAGCUGGUAAAAAUUGAGUUUGUCAGAGAAAAUACGAGGUAUAACAAGAAAUUGAUAUUGCUUUUAUCGCGUUUGUUUUGGCUACAAUGUGAUAUGACAACAUGAUUAAUAUUUUGCUUUGUACAAAAACUUGGCAAAUUUUUCCAACAGGAAAUACUUUCGUUAUGUAAAAUAUCUCUUCACAUUUUAUAUUUAAUAUUUUACCAAUUUAUUAAUGUUUGUCAAGUACUAUCUGCAAAGCACUGUAAUAUAUUUGGAAUUAAAAAUCUUAA